Molecule: messenger RNA, 1647 nt
Organism: Penicillium taxi
Lineage: Eukaryota; Fungi; Ascomycota; Eurotiomycetes; Eurotiales; Aspergillaceae
Gene: mfsA
Product: glucose-inactivated glycerol proton symporter STL1
Exons: 1
Coding region: 1-1647 (548 amino acids)
Biological process (GO): transmembrane transport; carbohydrate transport
Cellular component (GO): membrane
Molecular function (GO): carbohydrate:proton symporter activity
Source: RefSeq, a predicted model, not a curated record
AUGUGGACAACCACUUCAGGUUUCAGUGGCAAGAAGCUACACCUAGCUAUCACCAUUACCUCUGUCAUCGGCUUCUCUCUCUUCGGUUAUGAUCAGGGCUUGAUGUCCGGUAUUAUUUCCGGUGAUCAAUUUACUAAAGAGUUCAGUGCUCUCGAUACGAACGUUCCUACCCCGGCCGGCUACACUGCCACUUCCUACUCUGCUCAUGUCUCCGUCCUCCGUGGUGCUGUCACUGCUUGUUAUGAGCUUGGCUGCUUCUUUGGCGCUGUAUUCACUCUAUGCUACGGUGAGCGUAUCGGCCGUACACCUUUGCUCGUUGCCGGUGGUAUUCUCAUGGUCAUCGGUACUGUGAUCUCGACUGCAGCCUAUGGUCAUCAAUGGGGUCUGGGUCAGUUCGUCGUUGGCCGUGUUAUCUCCGGUAUUGGAAACGGUAUGGAUACAGCCACUAUCCCCGUGUGGCAGUCUGAGUGCUCCAAGUCUCACAACCGAGGCUUCCUCGUCUGCUUCGAAGGUGCCAUCAUUGCUGUUGGUACCUUUAUCGCCUACUGGAUUGAUUUCGGCCUCUCUUAUGUCGAUUCUUCUGUCCAGUGGCGUUUCCCUGUCGCCUUCCAGAUUGUCUUCGCCAUCUGUGUCACCAUCGGUGGUCUAAUGCUUCCCGAAUCCCCUCGUUGGUUCUUGAUGAGAGGUCACGAUCAGGAAGCUUUGAAGGUCCUGGCCGCUCUUAAUGGCAGCAACGUCGAUGCUGAGGAUGUGUUGAACGACUACAACCUCAUGAAGGCAGAUCUCAAUGCUACCCAAGGUGCCAAGGCUAACUGGAAGACUCUCUUCACCUUCGGUAAGACCCAGGAGUUCCAGCGCAUGAUGAUUGGCUGCUCUGGUCAGUUCUUCCAGCAGUUCACUGGUUGCAAUGCUGCAAUCUACUACUCCACUCUGCUUUUCCAGCAGAACUUGAACAUGACUGGCAAGCUGCCUUUGGUUCUGGGUGGUGUCUUCGCCACUGUUUACGCUUUGGCCACCAUCCCCUCCUUCUUCAUGAUUGAGCGAGUUGGUCGUCGCAAGCUGUUCCUGAUUGGUUUCACCGGCCAGGGUCUCAGUUUCAUCAUUACUAUGGCAUGCCUAAUUGAUCCCACUACUUCCAACUCCAAGGGUGCCGUCGUCGGUAUCUUCCUCUUCAUUUGCUUCUUCGCAUUCACCACUCUUCCUCUGCCCUGGAUCUACCCUCCUGAGGUUAACCCCCUGCGCACUCGUACCAUGGCUGCCUCUGCUUCGACUUGCACCAACUGGAUUACCAACUUUGCUGUCGUGAUGUUCACUCCCGUCUUCUCUGACCAGAGUAAGUGGGGUAUCUACCUCUUCUUUGCCGCCAUUAACUUCAUCGGUAUUCCCUUCGCCUGGUUCUUCUACUUGGAAACCGCCGGACGAGAACUUGAAGAGGUGGACAUCAUAUUUGCCAAGGCCCACCUUGAAAAGAAGUGGCCAUACCAGGUUGCCAACGAGCUGCCAAAGCUCACCUUCAACCAGAUCUACGAGUACCAGCGCGAAUUGGGAUUGGACACUCCCGACUACCAAGUCAGCUCUGAGAAUGAGAAGGCUGAGAUGGGACAGAGCCACCAGGCUGAGAACAAGCUGGAAGAUAUCUCUGAUUAA